AAUACUGCGAUAUAUCGAAAAUCUGGCCGAUAUUGUGGCUCCGGUCUCCCUUCCAUCCCUCCUUUUCUCGGACUCGAAAGGAAGCAAUACAAAACCGCAGCCUCAAGCUAUCCUUUUCUCUCAGAAAACUUCAGGUUCUCGACUUUCAUGGCAGCAAAAGCAUUCCAAAACAGCUCUUUUCUCUUUCCAGAAAAACCCAUUUCAUCCAAAACAUGUUCAAAUCAAAUGGCCUUUUCAUUUCUCUCCUUCUCCUCUUAAUCUCUUCCCCCAAUUCCCCUGUUUUCGGAGAAGAGAGGAGCUUCCAAAGACCAGACCCUUUACAGAACUUCAAACCAUAUAAUGGGGAUUUCAAUGUCACGAGCCCGCAUUACUGGGCGUCUACAGUUUUUACAGGGGUUCAUGGAUAUGCGAUGGCGGGUGUUUGCAUUUUGGGGGGAUUGGCUUUUGCGAGUUUCUUGAUUCUGAGGAGUUUUUUCGCCGAUUCCGAUUCGAUUUCGGUGCGGACCGAUUCGUAUUAUUUCUAUUCGUUUUUGGCCGUCGUUCUUUUCACCUUCCUCGCCAUAGUUGCAUCGGGUCUUGUUCUCGCCACAAAUAGGAACUUCUAUGGGAGAGCCAAGAAAUUGAAACAAACCUUGCUAAGUGCUGCUGUAGAUGCUCGCACCACAAUUCGGAAAGUAACAGUUGCCAUGAACCAAACGCACCGGCUCCUCUGCCCUUACGAUGAAGCCACAUGUUCUCGCUCCAAUUCGACGUCCCAGAACCUCAAGAAGGAGUCGGAAUCCAUACGCCAGUUAGUGUAUAAGAACCGACGUUCGAUAGAUUCGGCAUUAAGAAUUUCGUCCGGAGUAACUACAGGCAUUGUAUCUGCAAAUCUUGCACUAGUCAUUGCUGCACUAGUUAUGUUACUACUACACUGUCGCCCUGGAUUCAUCAUGAUAAUUCUCAUAUGCUGGAUUUUAACAGCUCUCUGUUGGGUCAUCACCGGCUUCCAUUUCUUCAUCCACACAUUUUCCAUGGAUGCUUGUUGGGCUUUUGAAGAAUUCAAGCAAAAUCCCGACAACAACAGCUUGCGGUCGAUCCUACCGUGCUUCAAUGCAGCGGCUGCAGAUCAUAUCAUGAUCGAGAUUGCACACGGAAUCCAUAGUUUCAUAACCAAGCUUAACUCAAACAUAACAACAUUGGAUAUACUACUUCAGCUGGAUGAACAGUAUGACCGUCAAUCAAACAUAUUCAGGAAGGUCUGUGAUCCUUUCUCUGGCCCACCCAAAUACACAUUUGAUCCUGGAAGGUGCUCCAACGAUACCAUUCCGAUUGGCGACGUACCAGAUGCUUUGGACCAGAUCACAUGUCCCGACGAUAAUCCAUUAACUGGAGUAUGUGACGGCGGUCGCAAAUUCCUUUCGGAGGCCUAUUUUGACAUGGCGCAAGCGUACACUCGGUCGAUACAAGGCUUAUUGGAUGUAUUUCCAGAUCUUCAAAGCCUAACACAUUGCACAUUCCUUAAAGACACCUUCGCUGAUGUUCUUUCUCACCAAUGUGGACCAUUGAAGGUGUCCAUUCGGUUGUUAUGGUCAUCCCUGGUUUCUCUUUCAACGAUCAUGAUGGUUCUAGAGAUUGCAUGGAUUGCCAAGGCAUGUCAAGAUAGUAAGAGGUGGUUCUCUUGGGGACCCACAUUAUCUAGAACAAUAUGAAAAGAUACAGGAAGGAAUACCAAAAUAUAAGAGAGAUGCAAUAACCAGCAUCUUUCAAUGGCCCAUAUACAAGGGCUUGCAAUUUUAACCAUUGGCAUUAUGGUUAGGUAGUUAAGGCUAUGGUCUCUUGAGUCCUGUUGUAGAUGGGCAUUACUUCAAAAAUCUCCCACAUUGGAAAAUGCUAAUGACCAAUUCAAGGAUCUUUUUUCAUUUAAAUGUAAAUGGUUGUAUUUGUCUUCUUAACUGCAUUUCUUUCGGCAACAAAUCAAAUGGUUACAAUUAUCCCGUGGAGGAGAUUUUUGAAAAAUUGUCAAUCCAUGGUGGGACCCAAUAAACCAAUGGCUUUAAUUACUAAACAAUAGGUUCCAUUUGUCAAAAUUGAUUUUUAUACAGUCUUUUUUUUUUUUUUGGAGGUAGAUAUGAAAGAAUACUCCAUGGGGUCGUAAGACAUUAGUUACCCAUGAAAAAAAUUGUAUAUAAUAGGUUGAAAUUGUAAAUGACAUAAGGUGAUAUUCGAUUUAUUUUAUAAAAAAUAAAACCCACCACUGAGGAAAGUGGGUUGUUUUUGUCA
Messenger RNA from Magnolia sinica, 2262 nucleotides. RefSeq lists its product as uncharacterized. NCBI's taxonomy places the organism in Eukaryota, Viridiplantae, Streptophyta, Magnoliopsida, Magnoliales, Magnoliaceae. Gene Ontology annotation, cellular component: membrane. The record is from RefSeq and is a predicted model, not a curated record. The transcript is spliced from 9 exons. The coding region runs from base 213 to 1691 and encodes 492 amino acids.